Messenger RNA from Aspergillus brunneoviolaceus CBS 621.78, 1710 nucleotides. RefSeq lists its product as uncharacterized. The record is from RefSeq and is a predicted model, not a curated record. Gene Ontology annotation, molecular function: glycosyltransferase activity. NCBI's taxonomy places the organism in Eukaryota, Fungi, Ascomycota, Eurotiomycetes, Eurotiales, Aspergillaceae. Gene Ontology annotation, cellular component: membrane. The transcript has a single exon. The coding region runs from base 95 to 1636 and encodes 513 amino acids.
CUGCUAAUCUCUAUUCCAAGAUAUAAAACCCCGUCCAUUAUGCACCCGGAUUCCACACAAGUCCGCUCAUGAUCGGAGGUAAGACAUUUUCAUCAUGCGUCGGUUUUACCAAGACAAUCGCCGCGUCCCGCUUGGGAUCAUCCUGGUGACCGUCUGUCUCUUCCUCUACCAUUUUGCCCUCGAUCGCCCCCCAUGGGUCGCGUCGACAGCGUAUACCCCGCAAACACCCUAUCAAGCAGGAGCAGGAGAGGCUACUGUCGUCGUGCACCCUUCACCCCCCUUCAUCGCCGAAGAUGAAAACACCUCUACGCCGCAGAAACCCGCUCCGUCGGCGGUAGCCUCCUCCGCGUCCUCCACCUCCCCUGCCUCCGACACCGCCACCAUCACCACCUCUUCCUCCUCCCUCAUCGUCAACGACAUCGUCCUCAUGUUCAAAACCGGCGCCUCCGUCCUCUGGAAACGCGUCCCCAUCCACCUCACCACCACCCUCGCCCCCACCCGCAUCCCCCCGGCCAACGUCCUCCUCUACUCCGACAGCCCCGAGACCAUCGGCGCGUGGACCUUCAUCGACGUCCUCGCCAACACGACCAUCAACGACCCCGAGAUCGCCCUGCCCUACCGCCAACAGGCCGACCACGACUUCCGCCAGAACUACGCCGAGAUCAACAACGUCUAUCCGGGCGACAACUCCGGCCCCGCCGGCGGCUGGAAGCUCGACAAGUACAAGUUCCUGCCGCUGGUGCAGCACGCGGGGCGCGCCCGCCCGGACGCCAAAUGGUACAUCUUCAUGGAGGACGACGCCUACCUCUUCCUGCCCAACCUCCUCGCGCACCUGGGGCGCUUCGACCACCGGCAGCCCUGGUAUCUGGGCAGCGUCGCCUGGAUCCAUGGCGAUUAUUUCGCCCACGGCGGCUCUGGGUUCGCCAUCUCGCGCAAGGCGUGGGAGAUGGCGUUUGGGGACGAGAAGGUCAAUAUCGAGGAGAAGUAUGCUGCAUUCACGGCGCAGCAUGGCUGCGGGGAUCACAUUCUCGGUCAUGUCCUGAAAGAGAGUGGCGUCGGGUUCGGAGAGCAUCCCGAGGCGGAGGAGAGUCGUUUUAGCUAUGGGUUCAAUCCCGAGGCGCAUUGGACGAGCUGGUACGAGCAGGAGAAUUGGUGCAAGCCCGUGUUCAGCUGGCACCACACGCACAACCGGGACGUGGCCCGGUUGUACGAGCUGGAGAUGCGGUGGGGCGACGUGCAGGCCCGGGGCCCCAUCCGCUACAGGGAUGUGUAUGAGGCGAUGGUGCGGCCGUACUUGCGCGAGCGGGUGGAGUGGUGGGAGAACGGCGCGGCCAAAUACGAUAUCCGCUCCAGUAAUGUCAAGGCCGUGACGGUGCCAGAAACCGUCACGAAGCCGCAGGCCUGGUCGGAGGCCUGGAUGUCGGUGGACCACUGCGAGACGGCCUGCGUAGCCUGGGGCGAGUGCGUGCAGUGGAGCUUCUACGAGGAUCGGUGUAUGCUCGAUAGUAUGAUCCGGCUGGGAAGCGGGAUCCCCGAGGGCGACUCCAGGCGUCAGAGCUCGCUACCCUGGACUAGUGGGUGGCUGACGAGGAGAGUCGAGCAUUGGGACUCGGCCUGUAGUGGUAGUCACCUGUAGUGAGUAGGCAGCAACGCCCGCAGUGCGGUAGAUGCCUGCGUGAGAUUACCCGAUCGGGAAAUGUUGUAUAUACC